Molecule: messenger RNA, 1373 nt
Organism: Mercenaria mercenaria
Lineage: Eukaryota; Metazoa; Mollusca; Bivalvia; Venerida; Veneridae
Product: putative nuclease HARBI1
Exons: 2
Coding region: 384-1283 (299 amino acids)
Source: RefSeq, a predicted model, not a curated record
GCUACAGGAGCUAAACAGGGAAGACCCAAAAGGAUACAAAAAUUUCCUAAGGGUAGACGCUGAUAUGUUUGGGGAGCUUGUUGAUCGCAUAUCACCCAGAAUUCAGAAAAAGAACACCAACUUCAGGUAAAUCAUGGGUUUGAUCCCCAUCAUUUUCACGUAUUUCUGAAAUAAUUAGUCAUCUAGUUACUUUUCCAACCAAUUGACAUCAACAGCUCUGUGCAAUUGUCACUAAUAUUUAAGAAAUUUUAAUACGUUGUAUAAUAGCAGGCUAGUUAUUACUUAUCAUUGUUCAAUCUCUAUUUCAGGGAAGCCUGGAGCCUGGAUUGAAGUUGGCGGUCACUCUUCGUCAUCUCGCAACUGGAGCCUCGUAUUCAGACUUGAUGUACUCAUUCCGAGUGGGAAGUAACACAAUAAGUAAAUUCGUCCCUGAAGUUUUGGAUGCUAUAAUACAGGAGUACUCUGAAGAGGUUUUGCCAGACGUCGUCACUGCUGAACAAUGGCAGCAGAUUGCAGAUGACUUCCGAACCAAGUGGAAUUUUCCUCAUGUCUGCGGGGCUCUUGAUGGUAAGCACGUGAGGAUAAAGAACCCGAAGAACUCUGGAUCUCUGUUCUAUAACUAUAAAGGCUUCUUUUCCAUAAUACUACUCGCACUCGUAGACGCAAACUACAAAUUCAUCUGGGUAAGCGUUGGUGCUAAUGGCAGUGCAUCCGAUGCCCAGCUAUUCAAUAACACUGAACUCAGAACCAUGCUAGAAGAAAACAACCUUGGUUUGCCUGACCCUGAUCCACUGCCUGGCGAUGACAUGAACACCCCAUACUUCCUCAUUGGAGAUGACGCCUUCCCGUUGAGAACUUGGAUGAUGAAGCCAUACUCCAGACGCAACUUGACCAACGAGGAGCGCAUAUUCAAUUACAGGUUGUCCAGGGCUAGACGAGUGGUAGAAAACGCCUUCGGUCUUCUCGCUAUGCGUUUUCAGUGCCUACUUGGCUGCUUGAACCAGAUGCCCGAAACCGUUGACUUGAUUAUUCUUGCAUGUGUCACACUGCAUAACCUUAUCAGCAUACGGUACCCUGCCAUUGCAAGACUGGCCGUCGACCAAGAGGACGAGCAUAACCAAUUAGUACCUGGUGAAUGGCGCCAAGGAAGACAGUUGGCUGAUGGUGAUCGGACCCAUGGAAGAAAUGUGGUGACAUCCGCUGGGGUCAGUCAGAGGAACUACAUUAAACACUACUUCAACUCCCGAGCUGGUUCAGUUGAGUGGCAACAGAAUAUGAUUUAGUGUGUUAGUUACUUUGGAAAGAUAUUUUGAUGAAGUGUAUAACCUAUAUGAUGCGAGUAUGCACAAGUUAUGUAGUUAUUAAAGUGAUUU